Messenger RNA from Lathyrus oleraceus (garden pea), 756 nucleotides. Its product is annotated as 30S ribosomal protein S31, chloroplastic. NCBI's taxonomy places the organism in Eukaryota, Viridiplantae, Streptophyta, Magnoliopsida, Fabales, Fabaceae. Gene Ontology annotation, biological process: plastid translation. Gene Ontology annotation, cellular component: ribosome; plastid. The coding region runs from base 117 to 482 and encodes 121 amino acids. The transcript is spliced from 3 exons. The record is from RefSeq and is a predicted model, not a curated record.
GCUAACUAGAUGUGCAUUCUUAACCAUUGGAUCUAAAUAAUCUCUCCGCGAGCGCACAUAUAUUCCUCAAACCAACCUUAUCGCACUUUGCUUUCUAUCCUCUCUCCCUCUCAGUCAUGGCUACCGCAUCAUCACUCCUUCUAGCAUCACCUUCUCCACUCUCCAUUCAAUUUCAAUCUUCAUGCUCUCACCUUUCAUUCUCUCGCUCCCAAAUUCUUCACUCACCGCUCAUCACUUCUUCAUUGCCGUUGCUCUCAGCUUCUUCAAUCUCCUCUCUUUCACCAACCACUCUUUCUGUGUAUUGUGGUAGAGGCGAUAGGAAAACUGCAAAGGGAAAACGCUUCAGCCAUUCGUUUGGAAAUGCAAGACCAAGGAACAAGAACAAGGGUAGAGGACCACCUAGAAUUUAUACUCCACCUGAUCCAACCAAAAAAGAGAAGCUUGAAGAUAAGGAAGUGUUGAAGAUUGACAUUCAGGAAUGAAUCUCUCUUUUUUCUGGUUGAAUCUUGUGUUGCAUUGUAACUUUUGAGUCUUUCAUGAUUUGUAGCUUUUGAUAUAUGGAUUUCAUUUGGCAUAUACUCUUUAGAUUUUGCUUGUUAUCUUUAAUUGAGUGUCAUUUGUUAUCUUUCUAAGUUUUAAUCACUAUAAUUUACACUUUUGCUUUAGCAUUUUGAGGGUGGGAUUGGAACCACUCUUAUGGUGUUAGUAACUUGUAUGCAUAAUACUUUUAUGGUGUUGUUUGAUUCUUGUUGUCAA